AUGGCGAUGAAAUCCGAUGGAAAAUCUCCACCGACCAAACUUAUCGGCAAACCCUAUGCCUCCUCCACCGAAGCUAUUUCCGUGUUCCUUGAUAUUCAGAUUUCUGCUUUAGGGAUAAGAUGUGAAUAUAGAGCCAAAAAAAAGAAACUGAAACUACGAGAAAACUGGAGGGAGAAGUCCAAACCUAUACCACCAGGAGGCACUUAUCCAGCCAAAGAUCAUUGCAGAGGAUGCGGGCAAUGUGACACCAACUAUAUAGCCCAUGUGAAGGAUGCAUGUGCUUUUCUUGGAGAUGGAAUGUCAAGGAUUGAGAGCUUGGAACCUGUUGUUCCUGGUAGAGGAAGGAAACCAGAUUCCUUAGAAGAUACAUACUUUGGGGUCCAUCAAGAGCAGCUCUAUGCUCGUAAGCUGAAGCCUGUUGAAGAUAAUUUUGAGUAUCUUCGGGAUAGUUUACUGAAUUUGAGCAACCUCUCUUGGUUUAGAUUGUCUUUGGCAGGAGGAAGCGUGACAUCCGAUGAGAAAACCUCAGAUCCAACCUGCAUCACUCUAGAGGAUUACAUGGUCCAAACCUUAAACGGUGAUAAAACUGUGUAA
Eruca vesicaria subsp. sativa (arugula) is the source of this 594-nucleotide messenger RNA. NCBI's taxonomy places the organism in Eukaryota, Viridiplantae, Streptophyta, Magnoliopsida, Brassicales, Brassicaceae. The record is from the annotation of a GenBank genome assembly.